Molecule: messenger RNA, 2151 nt
Organism: Penicillium brasilianum
Lineage: Eukaryota; Fungi; Ascomycota; Eurotiomycetes; Eurotiales; Aspergillaceae
Source: the annotation of a GenBank genome assembly
CAGCAAACGAAGCACCUUGCUAAUCGUUUAGGCCGACGUGGAGAUACUGAAAUUUGAAUCUUCUCUUUUUUUGAAUUCUAUAUCCUUGAUUUGGACGGACCAACUCCCGACGGCGCCAUGAACCGCUAUCGAAAUGCCCCGGGACUCCGAUCCGGCCCUAGCAAAGCUUCUCCGACGACUUUAUGCCAGAAAUGCCUGAAACGAGGACAUUAUAGCUAUGAAUGCAAGGCAACGGCGCAGGAGCGUCCAUAUACGGCUCGGCCAUCAAGAACCCAACAACUGCUGAACCCUCGGUUGAUGCCCAAGCUCUCAGAGGACGUGCCUACUGAUUUGGAGCGAACGACUGGUGUGGCAGACGAGAUUCUUGCAAAACGCGAGGCGGAGCGUGGCCGGAAGAGAGACCAUGAUACGGAUGAUCUCGAAGACCGCUACGGUCAGUCUUCAAAGCGAGCAAGGUCUCUCUCAACAGAUUCGGCAGAUUCGAUUUCAACAAUCUCUACUAAUCGAUCUACGUCUGCAUCGCCCGAGCGCCGCAGCAGACAUGGCUCACAUGCCAAUGGUCGUCGCAGCUCAGUAUCACCACCUACCGGAGAAACUCGUAAGAGGAGGUACAGCGAUGCGUCGGAUGGUUCGUCUGCAAAGUCCUACUCUUCGGGCGACAGGCAACGAUCCAAAUCCAGAUCCCGGGAAUGGACCGAUGACAGGAACAUUCGACGACGACGUCGGGAAAGCAGCCCAGAAGAACGUGGAAGAAACCGUGAUUCAAAGAAACAUGACUCUCGGAACACCGACCGACGCAGCCAGAGUGUGGACAAGAGUCGUAUCGCAAAAGAGCGCCGUUCUAUGACGCCAGACGCCACCUAUGACCGUUCAGAAAAACGCACAUAUCGAGAUCGAGAACCUCUACAAGGCCAACCGCAGGGCGGACGGUCGAGACAGGACCCCCGUUCGCGUGGAGGACCACCCCGAGAACGAAGCAUGAGUCCCUACAGCAAACGGCUUGCGUUGACUCAAUCUAUGAAUCUGGGUCGGUAGAACUGGAAUACUAAGGAACAAGUCCUUCUCUCGCUCUUUUGCGGAUCGAAUAUUACGGUGGAUUGAUUUUGGGCAUGAGUGGUGCAAGUAUGGUUCGUGGCGAGCGAGCAUUGCCAACUUUCUGGUUUCAUUGACCCCAUUGGAACACCUUGUAUUAAUAGCAUAUCCAUACUUCCCAAUGUGCAAAACCUUUUCAACGCCACUUUUUCUGUCUGUAACAGUGCCACCGGUCCCAAAUCAGACGCCCCGGACCAUGAAGAAAAAAAAAACCAGCCUGACUUGGUAAACAUAGCAGACGAUCAAAAAGAUUAUCAAAAAGAAACGAAAAAUGUACAGGAGCACGAGAGCCAAAACAGUGCCGGUAAGUCGGCCGUAUAGGGUAUCACUUCAAAUCGUAUCCUCAUCGUUGUCGACUUCCUGCUCCCGCAUAUGAAUCCCCUCCACUAGCGCAUCACCCUCAAUGCCAACAUCCUCCCCUCCUUCACCGUUCGAAGUUGCACCCCGUUCCUUAGCCACGCGCUGUGCAUUCUCUAUCCGUUGUCGUACCAGGCGGGCAAUAGCGUUCUCUGUCCGCACGUUGAGAAUCUUGAGCUUUUCGUCCAGAUCCCGCCGCAGGUCCCAAUUAGGCUUCUUGGGUUGCAGCUUGAAUAGAUCGAUAGGCUGAUCGCCAUCUUCAUCCUUCUGAGCUUGUUCCUUCACAGCUUCAGCGAUCUCGGCGGCUUGUGCCUCCACCGUCACUUUGCCCUCAUGCGGAGCUUGCUCGAAGCCCAAUUUUGGCCCGCGGGUCUCGGCAUCGUAAUUGCGGCCAGAGAGGAAUUUUGUUGUCACAUCUGAGGCGGACUUGUCUGCGUUUUCACUAUCGGCACCGGCCUCUGUCGGUUCUUCAAUUUCUGGUUGCUUGCGCUUAAGUGCGGCGAGCUUGGCCAGGCGGGCUUUGCGGUCGUUCGAGGCCGCGUCUAGCGAGGCGUGGUUGGAGGACAUGGUGUGUAGGUGGUAGGAAUGGAAAAAAGAUAGGAGGAGAAAAGCCAAGCUGUCGUAUCAGGAGCAACAGUCGCAAAGGCAAUGCAAAAGAAUGAACCCAAAGUCCUCUGCUCCGUUGAAAAAUGUGGAGGCGCG